Molecule: messenger RNA, 525 nt
Organism: Sphenostylis stenocarpa
Lineage: Eukaryota; Viridiplantae; Streptophyta; Magnoliopsida; Fabales; Fabaceae
Source: the annotation of a GenBank genome assembly
AUGGAUGCAAGAAGAUAUUCAAUUUCUUCCUUCUCUAAUUUAGGAAUGCCAAGCUUUUUUGGAGCGUAUGCCCUAACUCCAUCUUCGGCACAAGGUUUUGAAGGACCUUAUCAACAAUCCCCUUAUAAUGUUCAAUAUCAUAAUGAAACGGUAUCAUCCUCUGAUGCAUAUCAAGGUCAUGAAGAUGCAGAACAUCAUGAAGCCCAACCUUCAGAGGAAGAAACACCUAGAUCGCCCCAGGGAAAGAGGAACCCAACUAGGAACAGAAGGCAACCCCAAUCCUUGUUUUCAAAUGGAGAAAUCAUUCAAUCUGACGAUGGUGUGCAGUACCAAUGUGAAACUCUAAAGCUCUUUUGCAUUCCUUACAACUGUACAUUCAACCUUUUGAACCAGAAAGUGUCAUCAACUCUAGAACUUCCACCCACCACAGCCAUUAACAAACUCUACUUCCGAAGACCCACAUGUAAUGAAGAAGGAGUCAUUGUGUAUGAUGCUCGUCAAAUAUCAACUGAUGCUGACACAUAG